Molecule: messenger RNA, 927 nt
Organism: Stegastes partitus (bicolor damselfish)
Lineage: Eukaryota; Metazoa; Chordata; Actinopteri; Pomacentridae
Gene: prdx3
Product: peroxiredoxin 3
Exons: 7
Coding region: 52-798 (248 amino acids)
Biological process (GO): hydrogen peroxide catabolic process; cell redox homeostasis; cellular response to stress
Cellular component (GO): cytosol; mitochondrion
Molecular function (GO): thioredoxin peroxidase activity
Source: RefSeq, a predicted model, not a curated record
UAUAAAUGACGGAGCGGCCCGCUCACGCCUCCUCCACUGACAUAAUCCAAGAUGGCGGCCACCGUUGGAAACCUGCUCAGGACGUCUGCGAGGGUUGCAGCAGGAGGGCUGAAAGUCGCAGCAGCCCGUCAGCAUGCAGCCUGUGGAGCUGCAAGAGUCCUGGCUGCUCCUGCACUGCAGAGAACCUGUUUCUCCACCACCACGUCCAGAUGGGCCCCUGCUGUCACUCAGCCUGCUCCUGCUUUCAAGGCCACAGCUGUCCACAAUGGGGAGUUUAAGGAGAUGAGUCUCGCUGACUUCAAGGGCAAAUACCUGGUUCUUUUCUUCUACCCUCUGGAUUUCACGUUCGUGUGCCCGACGGAGAUCAUCGCGUUCAGCGACAAGGCCAACGAGUUCCACGACGUCAACUGUGAGGUGGUGGGAGUGUCUGUGGACUCUCACUUCACCCACCUGGCGUGGAUCAAUACUCCAAGAAAGACUGGAGGCCUGGGCCACAUCCACAUCCCACUACUGUCAGACCUCAACAAGCAGAUCUCCAGAGACUACGGGGUGCUGCUGGAGGGUCCAGGCAUCGCACUCAGAGGCCUGUUCAUCAUUGAUCCAAACGGCAUCGUGAAGCACCUGAGCGUGAACGACCUGCCGGUGGGCCGUUGCGUAGAAGAAACCCUCCGUCUGGUGAAGGCUUUCCAGUUUGUGGAGACUCAUGGAGAGGUGUGUCCGGCCAGCUGGACCCCCAAGUCCCCAACGAUCAAACCAACCCCAGAGGGAUCGAAGGAGUACUUUGAAAAAGUCAACUGAAGAGUUCAUCAGCUGAAACAGCAAAUGAUUCAAACCUAAAACACAUAGCUCUGUUAGUUUGUCAUUUAUAAGAUGUAUUUACUCAGACACAGCUGGUUAUACCAAUAAAUCUAUUCUUGUUAAACGACA